AAAUAGUAAUGCCAAUACUAAUGCUAAUUGCUAAUGCUGGCGUCUCUCUAAUCCAAACAAAGCCACUUUUUCAAAUCAUUACCAUUUUAUAUUUCCCUUUUCUUUUUCCUUUUUGAUUUUGCAAACUUAAGCCUCUCUCUGUCUCUCUUGCAUUAACUCACUUCUUCUCGAUCUUCCUUUCUUCGGAUUCGAUCGGAUCAACUUCCUCUGCUUUCAAACUCACCUUCUCUGCUUAUCAUUUCAAGGCAGCUGCGAUUUUGCUUUUGGAGCUUAGAAGAUUCUGUCUGAAGAGUUGAGAGGGAACGCAAAUCAUAUCUCAGGGCUCAAAUAUCAAGGAAAUGUGUUGAAAAAUUCAACUCCUGUCUUACAGGGCUCAAAUCUCAUUAAUUACAUGAGAAACAGAUUAUCUUGAUUUUAUACUGCUAAGAAAUUGAAAAUCUACAGAGAAGAUGGUGAAACAUCGCUUUAGGGAGUCUAUUAAAUCUUUCUUUGGAAGUCACAUUGACCCUAAUAAAGAAGAGCAGCUCCAGGUGGCUAAAGCAGAAAUUGAAGAGAAAGUGAAAAGGAUACUGAGACUUAUUAAAGAUAACAACCUUGAAGAGGAUAGUACCCAAGUAGAAGUUUCAAAGAAGGAACCACUUGUUGAACUGAUUGAAGAUUUCCAUAAUCAAUACCAAUCACUUUAUGCACAAUAUGAUCAUCUAACAGGCGAGUUAAGGAAAAAGAUUAAGGGUAAGCAAGAAAAGGGGAGUUCUUCAUCCAGCUCAGACUCAGAUUCAGAUUAUUCUUCAAAGGACAAAGACAACAAAAACGGACAGCUGGAAAAUGAAUUUCAAAAGACAAUCGAUGGCUUAAAGCAAGAACUUGAAGUGGUGAAUAUAGAAGUGGCUGAAUUAAAUCAAAAGUUGACAGUUACACAUGAAGAGAAGGAGGAUCUUAAUUCAAAAUAUCUUGCAGCAUUGAGCAAGAUACAAGAAGCAAACAAAAUUAACAUGGAUUUGAAAACUGUUGCUGAAGCUGAACUAAAUAAACAACUGGACAUUGCUGGUAAAAGAGAAGCUGAACUGAGUCAAAGAUUGGAAGACUUAACGGCAGAAAAAGAUAGUGUGGCCGCAGAGAAGGAGAUAGCUCUCCAACAGAUUGAAGAGGAAAAGAAGAUUAGUGAUGGCCUGAGAACGCUUGUUGAUCAACUGAAAGAUGAUAAACUAGCAGUUGGCAAAGAGUUAGAGGCAGUUACUGCUGAAAUUUCCAUUCUGAAACAACAGUUGGAACAUGCAGAACAGCAAAUGACAAAUAUAAGCUAUAAUCUGAAAGUAGCUGAGGAAGAAAAUGAAUCUUUAAAAGCGAAACUUUCACAGGCUUCAGAUGAGGUUCAGCUGGCUAACAACAGAAUACAAGAAUUUGUAGCUGAAUCAAGUCAUUUAAAGGAGAAACAUGAUGAAAGAGCAAGGGAAAUUUCAGCCCUCACUCAGACGCAUGAAGGGUAUCAAAAAGAAUCCUCAAAUCAAAUCAGGGAACUGGAGGCACAAAUCACAAGCCUGGAGCUGGAAUUAGAAUCAAUGCAAAACCAGAAAAGAGAUAUGGAAGAGCAAAUUAAGAGCAGCACCACUGAAGCAAGGGAACUAGGAGAGAAUAAUACAGGCCUACAAAACCAAAUAUCGGAGCUUGAAAUGAAGUCCAGAGAGAGAGAAGAGGAGCUAUCUGCACUGAUGAAGAAACUCGAAGAUAAUGAAAACGAGUCAUCUGCUAAAAUGACAGAUUUAACAUCUCAGAUAAAGAAGCUGUUGGCUGAUAUAGGCACAUUACAUGCUCAGAAAAAUGAACUGGAAGAGCAGAUAAUUUUUAAAAGUAAUGAAGCCUCGAAUCAAGUCCAAAACAUUACUAAUGAGGUGAAUGCUUUGCAGCAAGAAGUGGAGUCCCUCCAACACCAUAAAUCUGACUUGGAAGUUCAGUUAGCGGAAAAAGUCCAAGAGAAUUCUGAGUAUGUGAUUCAAAUGCAAACUCUGAAAGAGGAAAUUGACAGAAAAAUCCUGGAACAAGAGAGACUUCUGGAAGACAGAGAAAAUUUAGCCAUGCAAAUAAGUGCUUUGGAAUUAGAGACAAACAGUAUAAGGAACAAAAACAGUGAAGCAGAAGAGCAGUUAAGGGCUAAAAGCGAUGAGAUCAGUCACAUGAGACAGGGAAUGUUGGAGUUACAUGGAAAAAUAGAAGAAAUAGAGAAAAUAUCAACAGAUAGAGAAACAAACAUCUUUGCUCUCCAGGAUAAGUUUGUUAACUCAGAGGCAGUGGUUUCGGCUCAAAUGGCGGCCUCCAGUGAACAAAUUAAGAAUCUUGAACAUGAUUUGGCUUCUCUGCAGAAGGAAAAACAGGAAUUGGAACAGCAGGGUGAAAAGCUGAAGAUUGAGCUGGAUUUCACUCACAACCAGAAGGGUGAAGUUGAAGAGCAAAUGAGAACUAAAGAGCAUGAGAACACUGAACUGAGAGGGGAAAUUUUGGGAUUGCAGGGAACAAUUACUGCACUGGAGAAAGCAUUCGCUGAGAAAGAGUUAGAGUUAUCCACCUUACAGGAAAAGCUUCACGAAAAAGAGAGCGAGGCUUCAGGCCAAUUAGCUGCCUUCACAGUCCAAAUUGAUAAUCUAAAACAUGAUUUGGUGUCCGUGCAGAAUGAGAAACAGGAAUUAGAACAGCAGUGUGAAAAGCUGAAGAUGGAGCUGGAUUCCACACACAACCAAAAGGGUGAAGUUGAAGAGCAUAUGAGAACUAAAGACCAUGAGAAUGCUGAACUGAGAGAGGAAAUUUUGGGAUUGCAGGGAACAAUUACUGCACUGGAGAAAGCAUUAGCUGAGAAAGAGUUAGAGUUAUCCACCUUACAGGAAAAGCUUCACGAAAAAGAGAGUGAGGCUUCAGGCCAAAUAACUGCCUUCACAGUCCAAAUUGAUAAUCUAAAACAUGAUUUGGUGUCCGUGCAGAAUGAGAAACAGGAAUUAGAACGGCUGUGUGAAAAGGUGAAGAUGGAGCUGGAUUCCACACACAACCAAAAGGGUGAAGUUGAAGAGCAUGUGAGAACUAAAGACCAUGAGAAUGCUGAACUGAGAGAGAAAAUUUUGGGAUUGCAGGGAACAAUUACUGCACUGGAGAAAACAUUAGCUGAGAAAGAAUCAGAGUUGUCCACCUUACAGGAAAAGCUUCACGAAAAAGAGAGUGAGGCUUCAGGCCAAAUAACUGCCAUCACAGUCCAAGUUGAUCAUCUAAACCAUGAUUUGAUGUCACUGCAGAAUGAGAAACAGGAAUUAGAACAACAGUGUGAAAAGCUGAAGAUGGAGCUGGAUUCCACACAAAACCAGAAGGGUGAGGUUGAAGAGCAAAUGACAGUGAAAGACCAUGAAAACACCAAACUGAGAGAGGCAAUUAUGGGAUUGCAGGGAACAAUUACUGCACUGGAGAAAACAUUAGCUGAGAAAGAGGCCGACUUAUCCACGUUACAGGAAAAAGAGACCGAGGCUGCAAGUCAAUUAAUUGCCUUCACGACCCAAAUUGAUGAUCUGCAAAAAGACUUGUUUUCCUUACAGAAAACAAAGGAAGAAUUGGAGCUCCACUGUGAAAAAAUUAGUGAAAAACAUGCAGAAAGCCUUACAAUGGUAGAGAAUGAGAAGAAUGACAUAUCAAGCAAAACUAUGGAUCUUAAGAGAACAUUGGGAGAACGAGAAGAUUCAUAUCAGAAGUUGAAUGAAGAAUAUAAACAAAUUGAUAGUUUGUUUAAGGAAUGCAUGGUCAAACUAGAAGUUGCAGAGAAAAAGAUUGAAGAAAUGGCAGGGGAGGUUCAAGAAGGUAUUGAGUCGAAAGAUCAGCUUGUAGUUGAUUUGGAACAUACAAUAGAGGACCUUAAAAGCGACCUAGAAGAAAAAGGAGAUGAAAUCGGUACUUUGCUUGAGAAGGUUCGGAUGCUUGAGGUUAAGCUUCGUCUGUCAGACCAGAAGCUUCGGGUCACAGAACAAUUGCUGAGUGAGAAGGAAGAGAGCUUUAGAAAGAUAGAGGAAAAGUUUCAGCAAGAUCUGAGAACACUUGAAGAAAGAGUUGCCACUUUGUCAGCAAUAAUAACUGCCAACAAUGAAGCUUUUGAUAAAAUUGUCUCUAAUAUUAGAGAGAGUGUGAACAGUGUCAUGACUGGCAUAGAAACUGUAAGCUGGAAAUUUUCUGAUGACUGUAAAACUUUUGAGGACUGGAUCUCAAACAUCUCACAUGAGCUUAAAGUUGCAAAGGACAAUGUCAGGGAGAUGAAUAAGGAAACAGAGAAGUUAAAGAGAGACAAAAGCCACUUGUUAGAGCAGCUGCAGGUUAAAAACGAACAGGAAGUGGCUUUGAGGAAGAGCAUUGAGAAGCUAGAGGAAAAGGCAAGCAAGGAGGAAUCAGAGAAGAUGAAUCUGACGACAACUGUAGUUCAACUUAAGAAGACAGUUGGAGAACUAGAGAAAAUGAUGAAAGAGAAAGAGGAUGGCAUAUUGGACUUAGGGGAGGAGAAGAGAGAGGUUAUCAGGCAACUGUGUUUGUGGAUUGAUUAUCACCGCAGUCGCUAUGACUAUCUCAAGGACAUUCUAUUAAAGACUCGCAGAGGCCAGAGAGCAGCAUAAGUCCUCAUUUUUAUUUUUAUUUUGUUUUUCUAUGCAGCAGCUUGUUCAAUUAGAUAUAUGAUGUUAUGGUGAUUCAACUUCUCAUUAGCUCAUUUUUUUUUUUUUCAUGUGAAUUGAUUCUUUUUUUCUUUUUUUUUUGUUACACAAACUUGUGCUUGUUUGUAAUUCAAUUUGUCCAGUAUAUCAGGAGCAUCGUAUAGAGUUAGUUUUGUUCUCCUCUUGAAUUUGAAUUGAAUAAUGUUACAGCAGCUUUUUCCUUAAUUGUUCAA
This is a messenger RNA of Cajanus cajan (pigeon pea), 4897 nucleotides long. RefSeq names its product COP1-interactive protein 1 (gene CIP1). Gene Ontology annotation, molecular function: actin binding; structural constituent of cytoskeleton. Lineage: Eukaryota; Viridiplantae; Streptophyta; Magnoliopsida; Fabales; Fabaceae. The record is from RefSeq and is a predicted model, not a curated record. Gene Ontology annotation, cellular component: cytoskeleton.